Pecten maximus is the source of this 2147-nucleotide messenger RNA. RefSeq lists its product as uncharacterized. Gene Ontology annotation, biological process: MyD88-dependent toll-like receptor signaling pathway; positive regulation of canonical NF-kappaB signal transduction. The record is from RefSeq and is a predicted model, not a curated record. Gene Ontology annotation, molecular function: TIR domain binding. The transcript is spliced from 7 exons. NCBI's taxonomy places the organism in Eukaryota, Metazoa, Mollusca, Bivalvia, Pectinida, Pectinidae. The coding region runs from base 154 to 1944 and encodes 596 amino acids.
AGCUAAAUGUAUAUAUAUACACACCUGUGUGAGUCAUAGGAUUUUCCUUACCUACAGCUUGCGUCCACGUUUUCCUAACGGUAAUAUUCGACGAAUUGCGUGAUGAUCAAGAAAAGGUUACUGCAGUCAACAAUCGACAGCAUUUAACCAGAAAUGGUUGACGGAUUUCAUCUUCCGGAACAUGUGUCUGCCGUAUCUUUGCGUGCCCUUGGAUCUUCGACUCGGCAGUUUCUCGCUAUAUACCUCGAUCCGCCAUCUUGUACAGUAAACGAUGACGGUGUCACAGCAGAUGCAUCUGGCUUGGCAGAAUUGGCCGGGUUUGAUAAUCAGACGAUUCGAUAUUUUGAAUCUAAAUCCAGCAGAACCAGUGAACUUUUGAACAUGUGGCGGUAUCGACAAAACGGAACCCUGGGUAAUCUCGUCGGAUAUCUCUUGCAGCUCGAGAGAUUUGACUGCCUGACUGAUAUAUGGCAAAAAUUAUUGACCGACGCUUACAAGUGGACAAAGCGGUCACGUGCUCGCGACUCUUCAUGCUCCGUGGAGAGUUUUACUGGUAAUGGACCGUCGACCGAAUCUUUGGAUGGUUUGAGCGCGUCUGCCGAGUCAGAGAGUAACUUCCUGACUGUUGAUGAUGUUAAUGCAGGCCAAAUCCAGAUGUAUUCGGCAUGUGUCUGUUGUGCUGACGCCGACCUUGGCCUCGCACGUGACAUUGUCCGCGAGUUGUCGAAAAACUCUAAACUCUUUAUCCCUCAAGACCAUCUCGUUGGAGGGGCGUAUGAAUUUGAGGCAACGGCGGAAGUGAUAGAAGACAGAUGUGAUGGUCGCCUUGUAGUUUUACUGUCCAACCAUUACAACAACUCACCAGCAUGCUCCUUCGCUACACAGUUCGCCAAGGCGCUUGAUCCGGACGCUCGUAGAAGACGUGUCAUACCAGUUGUGACGCAAGAGGGAGCGAACUUCCCGCGAAUUUUACGUGGCAUAAGCACUAUCAAAUACUACAGGUGUGAAUCCAUGACGUCAUUCCUAACACAGAUCAUUGCUUCGCUUUCUUACAAAUCUCCAUCAAAUAAGAAUGGCGAAGCUAGGAAAACAUCUGCUCAACAAAACAGAAAUAUUUCAACUUUUUCUUCCAAAACUUCGAUGGAAUUCCCUAAAAAUUCUUCAGUAAUAUCCACGCCAACUGGUGUUUCAUCAUGUAAUUGUGUGAGGCGAUCAUCUUUAGCCGCAGACAGACGUAAUUCAAACGUUUCAAUAGCAUCUAUGAUAUCUAACGAGUCCCGAAUUACAAACAAUAGGAGUUCAUUGUGUUCGUCGAAUGAUUCCAAUUUGAUGUCUUCUGCUGUACGACCCGGAUGUGAAUUGUCUUGUCGAUCAAAAAUACUUAAUAUCAGUCCGAAUCUCCUGAAUAUGAACGAGAAUGAGGAGUCCCAGUUUUACGGAGAGAAUUGCUCAACAUAUUCCUCGACAUUGCCAACUGAAAACAAUUUUGGUCGAUCAAAGUAUAACGACCUUUCACCAGGAAGUGACGUCAUGGCAAGACAACUGCUAGCAGACUGUAAUAAAGUUCCUCCCACAUCAAAACUAAACAUCACUUUUGACCAAAAUGUUAGCGUCGAAACCACUGGUGUUAAGACACAAAAUAACAUGAAGCCAAAGUCCUCGAUAAUUGCUACGUUCAAACGUGUUUUCGCGCGUUUCCCGUCACAAAAACAUGAAGAAAAAUCGUGUGUUUCAAAAGACAAUGCAGAAAGUUGUCACGCAAUCAAUACGCCAAACAUAUACCAACCCUCGGCGUCUAAAGUUGGUGGUACUUCAUCAGAAUCGACAGAAAUAUUGGCAUCGUCAUUACCUGUAACCAAGCCGUCAGAAUUCCAGCAGAUGGCACAACCUUCACAGAGUAAUAGGAGAACAAUUGUCUGCGAAAGUGACGUCAUUUUUGUGUAAACCAUUCUAUCUAAUGAGGAAGUGUAUGUGCAAUUUAAGAUUUAUCUUCAGGUCCAUUAUAGUGAAAAAUUAAACUGAGAUAGUCAAGUUUGAGAUAUUGUACCAUUUGCAUGGUUGAAAGUCCAAAAAACUCAUAGUAUCGUGAAUCAAGUCAGACUAUUUCGACACAAUGGUGUUCCUAUCCGCCUCUACCCCUAUACUCC